AUGGGCACAGGAUCGGCGAUAGAAAGACUAGAACUUCUAGUUGAAAGAACCCGCGUUAGCUACUACGUACGUCGACAAUAUGGCGUGCAAGGGGAGCUCCAGUGGUGGCCAGGGGCAGCAGCAACAGCAGCAGCAGCAGCAGCAGCAGCAGCAGCAGCAGCAGCAGCAGCAGCAGCAGCAGCAGCAGCAGCAGCAGCAGCAGCAGCAGCAGCAGCAGCAGCAGCAGCAGCAGCAGCAGCAGCCACAGCAGCAGCAGCAGCAGCAGCAGCAGCAGCAGCAGCAGCAGCGUCAGCGCCAGACCCCCACGUCUCAGUUGCUUCAUUACUGGCUUAG
Closterium sp. Yama58-4 is the source of this 333-nucleotide messenger RNA. Lineage: Eukaryota; Viridiplantae; Streptophyta; Zygnematophyceae; Desmidiales; Closteriaceae. The record is from the annotation of a GenBank genome assembly.